Messenger RNA from Oryza brachyantha (malo sina), 920 nucleotides. Its product is annotated as 40S ribosomal protein S5. Gene Ontology annotation, biological process: ribosomal small subunit assembly; translation. Gene Ontology annotation, cellular component: cytosolic small ribosomal subunit; ribosome. The transcript has 4 exons. The coding region runs from base 78 to 677 and encodes 199 amino acids. Lineage: Eukaryota; Viridiplantae; Streptophyta; Magnoliopsida; Poales; Poaceae. Gene Ontology annotation, molecular function: mRNA binding; structural constituent of ribosome; rRNA binding. The record is from RefSeq and is a predicted model, not a curated record.
UGCCGCGCCAGCCUCGUUUAGGGUUUCCCUCGUCCGCCGCCGCCGCGCCUAGCAUCAAAGCAGCAGCAGCAGCGGCCAUGGCGGAGGUGGAGCUCCCGCAGCAGGAGGUCAAGCUCUUCAACCGCUGGUCCUUCGAGGACGUCCAGGUGAACGACAUCUCGCUGGCGGACUACCUGGCGGUGUCGGCGACGAAGCACGCGACGUACCUGCCGCACACGGCGGGGAGGUACUCGGCGAAGCGGUUCCGGAAGGCGCAGUGCCCCAUCGUGGAGCGCCUCACCAACUCGCUCAUGAUGCACGGCCGCAACAACGGCAAGAAGAUCAUGGCCGUCCGCAUCGUCAAGCACGCCAUGGAGAUCAUCCACCUGCUCACCGACGCCAACCCCAUCCAGGUCAUCAUCGACGCCAUCAUCAACAGUGGUCCUCGUGAGGAUGCCACCCGUAUUGGGUCAGCAGGUGCUGUGAGAAGGCAGGCUGUGGAUAUCUCUCCCUUGAGGAGGGUCAACCAGGCAAUCUACCUCCUCACCACUGGUGCCAGGGAGAGCGCCUUCAGGAACAUCAAGACCAUCGCUGAGUGCCUUGCUGAUGAGCUCAUCAAUGCUGCCAAGGGCUCAUCAAACAGCUACGCCAUCAAAAAGAAGGAUGAGAUUGAGCGUGUCGCCAAGGCGAACCGUUGAGCACCAAUUCCAUCCCAUUGUGCUAAAGCUCUUGAGCUAUUGGCUGGACUAUACUUUUUGCUAGCAUUUUUCCUUCCCACCUUUUUGGACCUACCUGUGGCUAUCUGUUUGGAUGAACAUUGACUAGUGCUAAGAUGUAGUUGUCUGUUCGCUAUCUAUCAACAUGGUUUUAUGUUGAACCCACAAUUCUGUCGCUGCGUAAUCUGAGUUCAUUUGGGUGCUGAAUGGUUUUGUUUCUGAUCA